AUGCUGCCAAAAUGCAAAAGAAAAGACUGCAAAAAAUACCAAAGGAUUAAAUUGCCAUAUGAACAAAAGAGCAAAGAACCAGCAUGCAUUCAGAAAACCACACAGUUUACAACAAUACUUGAUGACAAGAAUGAAAUACAAGCUGCAAACAGUUUUGAAAGAACAGAUCAUGAAGUCACAGAGCAGAAUCUGUUGAUACAAAAAAGAAAAGAACAGAGAGAUGUUGAUUGUUGUAGUUCAAACAACUUUCCCAAAAUAUCAAUUCAAACAUUCGGUGAAGUAAGCGAUGAUUAUGAUGAUAAUGAAAAAAAUCCAGAAAAAGAAGAAAAGUAUUGCAUGAAGGGCAAC
Messenger RNA from Brenthis ino (lesser marbled fritillary), 348 nucleotides. The record is from the annotation of a GenBank genome assembly. NCBI's taxonomy places the organism in Eukaryota, Metazoa, Arthropoda, Insecta, Lepidoptera, Nymphalidae.